UGAUCGGAGUUAGGGACGUGGUACUUACCCUAAACCCUUAGAGAUUAAAUCUAUGACUUAAUUCUAUGAAUCUCAUAUACUAAGAUCAAUUUAAUUAGAAAUAAUAAUCGAAGGUCAUGUUUUGUAGAAAUACAUCCAACAAAUUAUGUGCAUCAUCUUGGUGUUUAGGGAAAGGAUUAAAAUAUCCUUACCAUACCUGGGGUUUGACAGGAAAACCUCAUACCAGAUGCUAAACCGAUAGACACUAUUUAGUGAUAUGAAAUGGCUGAACCACGGUUAAACCACAGUUUCGACACAAAAUACCCUACUGCCGACUUAUUUGCUAUAACCUUUGAUAAGAUUUUAAAAUCCUUAGUUUAGGGUCUAUGAUUUAAAUAGUUAAGACCUAGGGUUCACUCGUCAAGGGUUAGGGUAUAGUAUCAUGCCCCGAAAUCUGAUUAAUUCAAAAUCUAGAUUGCCAUUUCUUACCAAGGGUAUGCAUUACAUUUUGAUUUUACGCAAAACACGAUAGAAAACACUACAUAUACACAUACAUAUGUGGUUGUGUGUGCACAAUAUAAUGGGUUUUCCAUAUCUUGGAGCUAAAUCGAUUUUCGUCAUUAACUCUGCGCAUUUUCUCGACCGAGCCAAUGAUUGAAACCGAGUUGGCAACCUUGAAAAGUAGUCAAAUUAGUACCUACACCAAUGAUUAAUAGUAAUAUACCUUAACCAGUUUCCGAUCAUUAACUCUUAACACAUUUUCUUGACCGAGCUAAUAAAUGAAAUCGAUUUGGCCUCCUUCAAAAUGAGUGAAAUUAUUAUCCUACAUCAAUUAUCAAUAGUAAUAUAUGGAACCCUGCCUAGCAUUUUUUUUUUGUGUGUGUGGAAAAUUCAAGCUAAAAGGCUGGAUUUAGUUUAGAUCCCUUAACAUCAUAAAGGGAUAUAGCAAAUGAAAAAGGCAAAUUGGGUUUUAUGUAAAAUAAAAUGUUUCACUGGUAGAGUAGUGGAUAACGAAAUCGGUGAAGGAGAUAGGUUGGGUUGCUUGAGGGAAUGAACCGCUAUAUAUAAAUUAACAAAAUAAGAAAGUGAAAUCGAGAUUGGAGAGGGAGAGAGAGCGCGCCAGCCAGGCCGGCGUUUAAUGGCACUGGGCUCGAAAAAAACGGUGGGCCGCAUACAGGGUAUUGGGCCAAUGACGCAUCCCUUAUCCUUACAGAAGAGUUGGCCUGAUGUAGAUGAUGGGCGGAGAGCAUCAAAACGCACAGCCUCAUUUAAUAAAAUUCAAUGACAAAAAUGCCCCUCCGUGAAGUGCUCUAAGGGCUGGAAAUUCAAAAUGCUGUAAUCUCAACACAUGAAUCUCCUUUAUAUCUUUUGUAGAUAGAUGUAGAUGGUUUCCACCCUUAAGUUAAAUGAAUGUAAGCACGAAGUUAUAAUUUUGUAUUACCCAAACUGGGCCAUAAGCAGGCUCAUGAAAAUUUUGGGCUCACGCACAUCACUACGCUGGCCAUUCAACCCUCUCUUCGAUUUAGUUUAGGGUUUAGCGGUUCUUUUUUAUUGAUUUCUUUUCAUUCUUUCUUUUCUGCCGCCAAUUCACGAGAAGCUGGUUGAAAGAGAACAAACCCUGAACCCUACUCAUCGUCGCUGCCGUCGAAGCCUGUGUUCCCGCCCUUUCUUGGUUCAGUUUCUGUUCUUGAACAAUAUCGGCGAUGGAUGAACCGCCGAUCCCGGUCACCGGAUACGGGAGCGCUGCAGAUUCCUUCAUUACCGUCUUCUUCGACACCAGCCUCGACACUCACUUGGCCUUGGACAUGGUCAAAAAGAGAGGGGUUUACAAUAAUUUGGCAGAGUCAAUUCUUAUAAAAAGUGUCUUUGAUGGGGUGAAGAAAGGUUGGUUUGUUAGUGUUGAAGCUUCUAUUGUUUCUAAGGAUAAUGAGAUUGAGCCUGAAGAGGCCAACUUUGCCUUAGUGAGAAGAGGAAGAGAAGCAAAAAGGGGGCAGAUGAUCUUUUUGGUAAAGACGUUGAUGUGUCAAAUGCACAAAUUUGGACCAAAAAGUGAAUUUGUUGUUGGUAAUGUGCAGAUCUCAGACCAAAACGUUGCUGGUAUACAAAUUGGAGUGGUAAUUGCUUUAGCUGAGGAAUCUGAAGCUCAAGUGGUACAUGUGGAAUUUUCCAAAGAUGGAUCCAAGGGUUCUAUAGUUAAUGAAAUCGAGGAAAAUUUACACCAUCUACGUGUAGCAAACAAGAGGCUUAAAACUGGAAAGGAGAUAGAUGAUGAAGCUUCUUUAAGAGAUACCAACACUAUUGUUUUGGAAUUUAGUGGAAUGACUUGUAAGCGUCCUGUUCUAUAUCAACUAUCUACAGUAGAUGAGCAACAACAUGUGGUUGCUACUCUGGAAAUCUCAAAUGCUAGCUCUAUGGAAGCAUUCGAUCAAUUGGCUAGCCGAAGCUUGGUGAAGAAGAAACGAAAAAUGAAGUCUUCUAAGAAAGUAGAUAAAAAAACUGCUGGAUUAACUCCUGAUGAGGCCAAUGCUGGUAAAGAGAUACAUCUGAAGGAAGCUGGAAUUGACAGUGGCAAUGUGUUGCGUCCUUCUACUGUUUCUUUGACGGAGAAGGACCCUGAUCCUCCUCAAGAGCAACAUACAUUAUUCUUUCACAAGAUAUCAAUGAGUUUCAAGAACCAAUAACUAAUGAUACGAGUAGAGUUGAAACAGAACAAGAGGUCCAUGAGACAAUUUCUGCAAAUGUGCAGAAAGAAGUUGUUGAUUCUAUGGUAUGCAAGGUUGAUUCAUCUGUGGAUAAUGGGAAAGCUUUAAAGAAAAGAAAGAAAUCCAGAAGACAUACGGUACGCAUGAGUGGAACAAUACCAAUUCCUUCAGACGCUGAUCAUGUUACGGAUUAUUAUGCCACUGAUAUUCCAUCUAGAGAAGCCGAGAAAGUAUGCAAGGCUAAGAACUCUAUUCAUGAAGCUUCUAAAAAGGGAGAUUUAAAAGAAGCAGCGACAGCUAAUAGUCUGAGGGCUUCUCUUU
Messenger RNA from Linum trigynum, 3002 nucleotides. The record is from the annotation of a GenBank genome assembly. NCBI's taxonomy places the organism in Eukaryota, Viridiplantae, Streptophyta, Magnoliopsida, Malpighiales, Linaceae.